Prunus armeniaca (apricot) is the source of this 159-nucleotide messenger RNA. The record is from the annotation of a GenBank genome assembly. NCBI's taxonomy places the organism in Eukaryota, Viridiplantae, Streptophyta, Magnoliopsida, Rosales, Rosaceae.
AUGGUCGAGGCGUACCUCAUGGAGGAUGCCGAAGUUGAUUCCUCGAGUGGCUCAAAAUCGGAUAGUGAGGAGGAAGAAUCUACUCCCCCUGCCGCCCAGGAUGAUGAGGGGUCGGCACUGCCUGUUCCUGCUACCGAGGCCGAUCCUCCCACUCCUUGA